Molecule: messenger RNA, 2033 nt
Organism: Eleginops maclovinus (Patagonian blennie)
Lineage: Eukaryota; Metazoa; Chordata; Actinopteri; Perciformes; Eleginopidae
Gene: mcmdc2
Product: minichromosome maintenance domain containing 2
Exons: 14
Coding region: 1-2028 (675 amino acids)
Biological process (GO): double-strand break repair via break-induced replication
Molecular function (GO): ATP binding; single-stranded DNA helicase activity; DNA binding
Source: RefSeq, a predicted model, not a curated record
AUGAGUGACAUUUUAUCAUUAAAAGAGUCAGCUCUGGUGUAUUUAGACAGAAGUGGUGGACUUCAGAAACUGGAGGAAGACUGCAGACCUUUUAACGACCCCCAGCAGAUGGAGGCGGUCUACAGGUUCUGCAUCAGUGUGAACCCCUCUGAUGUGAUCGAGGUGGAUCCUGAGCUGGGGGACUGUGUUCUGCAGGAUCCACUCACAGCAACUGCACUGUUUCAGUCUGUUUGCUUCCUGGCCAUAAAGACUCUUUCACUUCUCAAUAAGAUCCACACAGAGAGUCAGGUGAAUGUGGUCCUCAAGUUGACCCACCUUCCUCCAUUCCCCGAGUACUCAUUGGACCUUUGUAGUUUUCCUCGGGGGUAUGGGCCCAUGAGGCCGGUCUUCAUGGAGGGCCUGGUCAUCGCCAUAACGAGGGUCACCAAAUACACCCAGGGGGCCCGGUUCCUCUGCAGCGAUGAGGAAUGCCCUUGCUCUGCAGGGUUUCACCACAUCCGAGUCCAUGCUCCCGGAGCCACAGAGUCCGCCACGGUGAGAAACGACUUCAUCUGCAGGAUCUGCAGCUCGGCACUGAAGGAGGAUGUGAAGUUCAGAGUGCUGGGAGAUAAACAGCUGGUGGAGAUGAUCAACGUCAAAACGCUGGAUCUUCUGAGCGCUCAUCAGCAGAGCUCGCUCAGGUACCAGUCUGUCACCCUGUUCCUCAGAGAUGAGCUGUGUAACUCAAUGAGAAUCGGUCGACUCUACAGGGUGUUGGGCAUUCCUGCGCAUGUGCACCAGUGGCCCAACAUCACCUGGAGCGUGGAGGCCAACAGCGUGCAGCCCUGGGAGCCAGAGUAUCCACAUAAAGUCAGUGCGAGCUUCCAGCAGCUGCUAAAGGUCACCUCCUCCUCUCGCUGGAGGUUUUCUGCUGUGCUGGCUCACUGCUUCGGGCUGAACGUGGCUCCUCCGGGCCUCUACAACACCUUAAAGCUGGCUUUGUUGCUCAGCUUGGUGCAGACCAGAGUGGAUGCAAAGGACACAUUUCACAACCUGGAUCUCCUCGCUGUCACCGCUGACACUCUGAUACUGGAAAGACUGAUGACUUACAGCCUGAAGCUGGCGAGUCGCGGGGUGAGACACCAGGCGUCAGGGGAGAUGUUUGCCUCUCUGUCUCGGGACGGACACGGAUCCGGCACCGCCAACAUCCACGCCGGCUCCGCCCUGCUCGCCACUGGUGGAGUUUGCAUGCUGGGAGAUCUGGGCUGCUAUAAGAAGGACAAGCUGGACGCCAUCCAGUCGGUUCUGGAAAGCAGCACGGUGUCGGUGUUCAUCCCGGGGAAAAAGUACGGUGAGGAUGCUGACCAGCAGCUCUCCUUCCCGGUGCUCUGCAGCUUCUGGGCCCUCGCUGACUCAUCAGACGCCUCCAGAUGGACCCUGAGGGCCGACGCUGUGCUGGGAACUGUGGACCUAGGUCCGGUUCCCGCUCAGCUGGCGGACGCCUUCGGUCUGGUGAUGCAGUGUCGGGAUGUGGGGGGGGAGCAGACCCUGCACACCCUGCAGCAGGCAGUGCAUCCUGGGAAGCCCCUCUACCCCUCCUGCUGGGACUUCACUACUCAGGACUACCAGGAGCUGGUGAAUCACGCUCAGGGUUUGAGAGUGGAGCUGAGCCCCGGAGCAGAGAAGAUCCUCCAUGGAUACUACAUGGCCAGCCGGAGAGUCCGCACACAGAGCCAGGGAGUCAAGAUGUCUGUGACCUCCAUCAAACUACUGGUCUCUCUGGCUGAGGCUCACUGUAAGCUCUGUCUCCGAACGCGAGUUCAGGAGGAAGACGCUGUGAUCGCUGUGCUGCUCUGUGAGAACUCAGUUACCCUCAAACAUGGAGCCUCAGCACUCAUUAUCCCCCCCGACUCGGUGUUUCCCUGCAACCUGGGAGAGGUGGACAAUCUGCAGCAGAGAGACGACAUCCUGGAGGACCUGCAGCAGAACAUCCUGCGCUUCAUCUACACCUACGCACCCGGAGCUGGAUCCUACAUCACCGAGGAGUAACACCU